UCGAGUUUCGCCUUCAUUGCACCUGCAUGUUCUUUAUCUCGGUUUUAUCCCGUAUAUUUGACCAUAAACUGAGUUUGAAACGAUCGCAACAAACUGUCAAAUCCAAGCUCCUGCGUCCGCGCAUGCGCUUCCCCGGGUUGCCAGCAACUUCCGCUCCAGAUCGACUUUCGUGCACUUUUGCUUGAGGAACCGAAUUCGCUCCACGAAUGAAUUCUUCCCGAAAUAGUUGUAGACGUAUUGAGACCUCGACACAGUGCGUGCAUUACUACUUUCAAGAAGUAAUACAUAAUUUAAACCUUCGUGUCCGAAUAAACUCGUCUUGGUGGCGCACGUUGAAGCUUCUCGGCCUCGUUAGCUUAGCUUGGCUCGCUAGCCGCUAACGAAGAGACGCGUGUGUCAGCAACACGUCGCAAAUUAGAGAUCGCCUGUGAUUAUCGUGUGGAAAAUGUGCGCAAGAACGACAGCAGCGUCGGAGAAGGAACUUUCUGGAGCAAAAGAGGAGGACGAGCCACGACGUCAACUUGUGGACGCUACUCGCAUGCAGCCUCGUGUUGUGUUACACACAGCAGACAUAACUGAAUAUCUUUGUACUGAGCGGCAGGAGCCAGAGCCCCCUCACAUUAAAGAGGAAGUGGAGGACGAAGAGGUCCACCACAUUAAAGAGGAAGAGGAGCCCAUUUUGAUUAAAAAAGAGGAGGAAGAAGUGUGCACCUACAUCGAAGAGGAGGAGGAUAUCACCAAGAUUCAAUUGACUGGUGUCCCUUUGAAGAGUGAAGGUCAAAGUGAGGAGAGCAGAGGGGCAGAGCCUCCAAGCAGCAGUUCAAGUCAACAGAUGACAACAGAAGGUGAUGGAGACCACUGUGGAGGAUCACAAGCAGACGGCCUCUUAGCUCCACUGUCAGAUCGUGAUGACAUGACUUCACACCCUCCUCACACUGAUGAUGAUAAUGGACAGUGUGAAGGUGAUAUGACAUGUCACACUGAAAACAAAGAAUGGAAAUGUUCUCAGUGUGGGAAGCAUUUUGCUGUUCAGAGCAAUUUGAAACUCCACAUGAAAAUACACACAGGGGAGAGAGAUUUUGCCUGCUCAGUUUGUGGUCAAAGAUUCUCUUGGAAGAGAAGCUUAAAAUUACACACACGAACACACACUGGUGAGAAACCAUUUUCCUGCUCAGAUUGUGACAAAAGAUUCUCUGAAAAGGAAGACUUAAAAAAACACACAAGAACACACACUGGUGAGAAACCUUUUGUCUGCUCAGAUUGUGGCCAAAGAUUCUCUCAGAAGGGAAGCUUAAAAAGACACACAAGAACACACACUGGUGAGAAACCAUUUUCCUGCUCAGAUUGUGGCCAAAGAUUCUCUCAGAAGGAAAGCUUAAAAAGACACACAAGAACACACACUGGUGAGAAACCAUUUUCCUGCUCAGAUUGUGACAAAAGAUUCUCUGAAAAGAAAGACUUAAAAAAACACACAAGAACACACACUGGUGAGAAACCUUUUGUCUGCUUAGAUUGUGGCCAAAGAUUCUCUGUGAAGGGAAGCUUAAAAAUACACACAAGAACCCACACUGGAGAGAAACCUUUUUCCUGCUCAGUUUGUGGCCAAAGAUUCUCUGUGAAGGGAAGCUUAAAAAUACACACAAGAAUCCACACUGGUGAGAAACCUUUUGCUUGCUUAGUUUGUGGUCAGAGAUUCUCUGAAAAGGGAAGCUUAAAAAUACACACAAGAACCCACACUGGAGAGCAACCUUUUUCCUGCUCAGUUUGUGGCCAAAGAUUCUCUUUGAAGGGAAGCUUAAAAAUACACACAAGAACACACACUGGUAAGAAACCUUUUUCCUGCUCAGUUCGUGGUCAAAGAUUCUCUGAAAAAGGAAAUUUUAAAAAGCACACAAGAACCCACACUGGAGAGAAACUUUUUUCCUGCUCAGUUUGUGGCCAAAGAUUCUCUGUGAAGGGAAGCUUAAAAUUACACACAAGAACACACACUGGUGAGAAACCAUUUUCCUGCUCAGAUUGUGACAAAGGAUUCUCUGAAAAGGAAGACUUAAAAAAACACACAAGAACACACACUGGUGAGAAACCUUUUGUCUGCUCAGAUUGUGGCCAAAGAUUCUCUCAGAAGGGAAGCUUAAAAAGACACACAAGAACACACACUGGUGAGAAACCAUUUUCCUGCUCAGAUUGUGGCCAAAGAUUCUCUCAGAAGGAAAACUUAAAAAGACACACAAGAACACACACUGGUGAGAAACAAUUUUCCUGCUCAGAUUGUGACAAAAGAUUCUCUGAAAAGGAAGACUUAAAAAUACACACAAGAACCCACACUGGAGAGAAACCUUUUUCCUGCUCAGUUUGUGGCCAAAGAUUCUCUCGUAAAUCUCGGGUUAAGACACACAAGUGUGCUGGUGAGAAUAGCAGUGAUCAAGAUGCUUUCAAUGAAAAUGUAAAUGUUUAAUCUAAGUAAUUACUGUUACUGAUUUAGAAAAAAAAUCUCCAUUCUUGUAUUCUGUGUACCAGCUUGUAUUGUAUCUAUCUCGUUGUCCAUAUCUUUUCUGAAAGUCCCACUAGUGUUAAGAAUUAACAUUGGUGCCAAAAUACUUUAAAGGGACUCAAAAAUCUCUACAGAAUAAAAAUCCUCCAAAAUACACUGCGUAGUAAUUUUAGAAACCUAGACUGAUGAAAUAUUUGAUUUUAAGACGUCAGCAUGUUACAGCCUGAAACAUAAUGAGCAGGAUCUGAUAACAUUUCCUCAUUGAACAUACGGCCGCUCUAUUUUGUAUUGAUUGCACCACAAAUGUACAGGAUAUGUAUGUAUGUGUAGAUCAAAUGUAUGUAUAGAUCACAAAGGUGUUUCUGUAGGCGGCAUUGUGUGACAGACGUGGACUUCAGCUGGCUGUCAUACUCGGAUGACCCAUGACGAGCGUCUCCCGGCCGAACGACUAACGUGACUUGAUGUCCCGAAACUGCAGCUGAUCUGAUUUGAUCUUAUCUGAUCCAUAUAAUCUAAACUAUGGGGCUGAUUGUUGGAGUAUUUUCAAAGGUUGAAGCUGCCAUGAGUAGAGAUGUCCGCAUAAAUGUUGGUAAUGAUUGUUGACAGUUUUGGGACAUUAAGUCACGUUUCUUGGAUAGCUGGGAAAGGCUCCAGCACGCCCGCGACCCUAGUGAGGAGAAGCGGCUCAGAAAAUGGAUGGAUGGAAUAUCAAAUAAGUAAAUGAUUGAUUGCAAUAGACUGUAAAGACACUUUGACUUUUGGUGGUAAACGAACACAUAUUGGUGAUCCUUAAUAAAAUAUGCCUCUU
Phycodurus eques (leafy seadragon) is the source of this 3299-nucleotide messenger RNA. Its product is annotated as gastrula zinc finger protein XlCGF57.1-like. The coding region runs from base 446 to 2455 and encodes 669 amino acids. The transcript is spliced from 2 exons. Gene Ontology annotation, biological process: regulation of transcription by RNA polymerase II. Lineage: Eukaryota; Metazoa; Chordata; Actinopteri; Syngnathiformes; Syngnathidae. Gene Ontology annotation, cellular component: nucleus. Gene Ontology annotation, molecular function: RNA polymerase II cis-regulatory region sequence-specific DNA binding; DNA-binding transcription activator activity, RNA polymerase II-specific. The record is from RefSeq and is a predicted model, not a curated record.